Molecule: messenger RNA, 1817 nt
Organism: Theobroma cacao (cacao)
Lineage: Eukaryota; Viridiplantae; Streptophyta; Magnoliopsida; Malvales; Malvaceae
Product: Rhomboid-related intramembrane serine protease family protein
Cellular component (GO): membrane
Molecular function (GO): serine-type endopeptidase activity
Source: RefSeq, a predicted model, not a curated record
CCCCCGCCAAGGUUUGCUUCAAUUAUGAACCUCCAUUAAUGGAAGUACAAGGAAGUAAAACAGUGCAGUCCAUGUCUGCAACUCAUAAUCUCUUUCACCAUACUCCAGUCUCUUUGGAAAGUACUUUUUGAUUCCUUGGGACUUUGAGCUUCUCUCUUGUAGGAGUACGUCAGCAUGGCUGUGGUUCCAUCAUGUUAUAAAAUGCCAUAUAAAGAUCAAAAUUUUCCAAUUCCUAAGGUAGAAAGACUGACUGAGAAAAGCUUCAUAUGUGGCUGCACUGCUCCCUUAGAGGGUUCUACAUGUUUCUCUUCUAGUUGUGACAACAGAUGCAGGGGGUGGCAUCCCUUGCUUAUUUCUUCUGGUAUCUUAACGAAAGCUGACACCGGAAACAGAGAUAGAGGUUUUAACAGACUGCAAUGGCGUCUUUGGACCUUGACUGGUGUGCAUAACACAAAAUUUCACCUAAGAACCUUAUCCAGGAAAGCAUCGCCAAAGGAAAAUUCAGGGCCUGGUCCUAAUGAAUCACAGCUGAGAUUAUUGGAAUCUUAUUUUGGAAAACGUCAAGAAGAUGCGAAGAAGACUUCUUCAGUUUCUUCGGGCAAGACAGUGGAGUUGCUUGAUGAUAGUGGUGAAAGUAACACAAAGAUGGGGUUGAGCUCUCUAGAUGCUUAUCUUGGCAAACUUGAUGAAGAUUCAAAUUCUAGAAACAAUGUAUCAUCAUCCAUUGCCGGUGGCCAAAACCCUGAAGGCAACCCAGUAGCAACUCCAUUUUCUGUCAGUGAAGAUGUUAAGAUUGACGAGGAAGCAAAACUAAGAAGUGAUGUAGGCUUCAGACUAAGGGAUGUUGGUAGUGGCUCUAAGAGAUCUCAAGCUUUGCAGCAGUAUGAUGAAGCUUCUGAUCUCUACUUAAUAAGUAUAUUGGCUUCCAUAAACAUCGCUGUCUUUCUGUUUGAAAUUGCCACUCCAAUUAGAAACUCUGACUUGGAGCUCUUUUCCCUCCCUUCAUUAUAUGGAGCGAAAAUAAACGAUCUGAUCCUUGUUGGAGAAUGGUGGAGGCUAGUGACACCAAUGUUUCUGCAUUCUGGAAUUCUUCAUGUAGCUCUUGGUUGUUGGGCACUUCUUUCUUUCGGGCCUCAAGUUUGCAGACGUUAUGGAUCCUUUACAUUCUUCUUGAUAUACUUGCUUGGUGGAAUCUCUGGAAACUUGAUAAGCUUUCUUCAUACACCAGACCCAACUGUUGGUGGGACGGGACCAGUUUUUGCUGUGAUUGGUGCCUGGCUGAUUUAUCAAAUACAAAACAAGGAUGUAACUGCAAAGCACAUUUCAGAGAGAAUGUUCCAAAAGGCAAUGCUUGUGACAGCCCUCAGCUUCAUAUUAAGCAAUUUUGGUCCUAUUGAUGACUGGACUCAUUUCGGCGCAGCUUUCACUGGCAUAGCAUAUGGAUAUUUCACAUGCCCUACGCUUCAGCUGGACGAUGCAUCUUCGAGAGCCGGUCAAGAGGAGCAAAUCACACUUGUUGGACGAAAUGCUGAUCCUUGCAAAUCACUCAUUGUGUUUACUGCUUUCAUUCUCGUUUUCAGCUUUCUACUUUUCCUUAUGGAACCCCCUCGCAACACAUUGCCAGUAGAUGACUUUGUGUAGAAGCCGGAAAACAAGAAUGAAACGAAAUCUAUAGCCUAUUUUAUUUACAAUUAUCAUGUAGGGUGAUGGAACCUCACUUUGAGAGAGACCGUAGAAAUAUUGUGCAGAUGGAAUAAGGUCUUGAUAUGAUAUCACUUUUUCCUUUAUUCUAUGCAAACGCCAUCCAAUUUCAUCUA